CAACUCUAAAUAUCAGUACCAGUAGUAGGGAGGGCAGUCAUGCACACACAUUCCUUGCCCUCUCUAGCGUGAUGGCUUCACCCACACGAGGGCCGGCUCUUGCGAGGGGGCGGCGGAGAGCCAUAACGUGGUGGCGUCUGCAUAGAGUAGUUGCCAGUCUCUCGGUUCUGGCGAUUACCUUUACCUCAGCCAGAGGAAAUGAAAAUGAGGCAAGUGCAACAAGCCAUCUCGAGAACGGACGCGAGGGCAACAACAGCAACAACAACAAGCCUUUCUUCAUCCAGGAUCCCACCGAUGGGCUGUGCCUGAGCGGGGGGACGUUCAAGAGAUGUGCUGUAGAUACGCUGUGGAAGGUGGAGGGAGAAGCUGGCAGGCAUUCAAUUCGACGAGUGGCUGUUCUGGAAGACGGUGAAGAGGAGGCGAAACAGUUGUGCUUGGACCGCAAGAGCUGCGACUCUGCGACGUCGGUAUUACGCACAGCCAGUUGCGAUCACUGCGGGGCAAAAGGAUGGGACAUUGUAGGGGACGUGGACAGCAGCUACACUCUAUCGGUGGGGCGCGUGCAGCCUGUCGUGGCAGCCGCGGCAGCGGCGGCAUCCGAUGGCAUGGCCUUGUCCACCGUAUUCGAACAGGCAGCUGCGGGGGUAGGUGUUGGGGGGGGGGUUGCUGCCGUUGCACAGAUGUGCAUUGUCAGAGAUGGAGAAACGGCGAGGAUGGGGGGGUGCGAAGAGCAGACGCGAUUGACGUUGCAGUUUGCGAGCGAGCACGAUAUGGCAGCUAUGGGCGCACCGGGGGUGCGGUUGAUCACAGCUGCCAGCGACGGAAACAAGAAAGGAGUCAGAAAGUGGUUGGACCAGGGCGUGGAUGUGGACUCACGCGAUUGGGACAACCUGACACCCCUUAUCGCAGCGUCUAGCCAGGGACACCUGGAUGUUGUCAAGAUCUUGUUGCAACGAGGGGCAGGGGUGAACUCGAAAGACAAGGAUAACAUCACAGCACUCAUGGAGGCAUCUAUCAUGGAUCACAGGGAUGUCGUCAAGCACCUCUUGAAGGAGGGUGCUGAGGUGGACGCGAAAACAACAACGGGAGUGACUGCGUUGUGGCUGGCGGCUGGCGAGGGGAGGAAAGAGGUGGCGGCUAGUUUAAUCGCCAAGGGUUCGGAUGUGAACAAUCGCAGAACAGAUGGCAUCACAGCGGUUAUGGCUGCGGCUGUCGGGGGACACAAGGAUGUAGUGAAGAUGCUGGUUGAUGCUGGUGCUGGAGUGUCUGACCGGGACCAGGACGGGCUCACGGCGCUCAUGAACGCAGCGGAAAUUGGCGCUGGGGAAAUCGUGACGUACCUACUCAACAAAGGGGCGGACCCCAACGUCAUGUCAGAGACGGGCUUUACUUCGCUCAUUCUGGCGGCAGCAGGGGGUCAUCUGGAGGUGGUUAAAACUUUAGUAGAGAAGGGCGCCGAGAUAAACGCCGAGCAUCCGGAGGGGGUCAAUGCGCUCAUGUACGGAGCAGCGGGGGCACAUCUCGGCGUCGUACAGUACUUGCUAGAUCCCGGUAAGGGGACGACGGGAGCGGAGGUGAACCAGCUGCACGUUCACGGAGGAUCAGCCCUGAUGGAGGCAAGCACCUCUGGAAACGUGAGUGUCAUAAACCUGUUGCUCAAGAAGGGGGCGGACGUAUCGGUAACAGACAAGGACGGCGUCACCACUCUCAUGUCUGCGGCCAGUCACGGACAUGCACAGGCCUGCAGGGUCCUGCUGGAUGCUGGAGCUCCCCUACAUACGAAAGCUUCCUCGGGGGGAACGGCUCUUAUGUUUGCCGCUGCAGCAGGGUACACGGAUGUGGUGGCGUUGUUGCUGGAGAGGGGUGCUCAUGUCAACGACACCGUCCAGGCGUCUGAGACUUACAAGGCGAACUUGUUGAAGAGCAACACCGGCGAGGGCGAUUCUCCCAUGGGAGCGGAAACACACACGGAUGGAGUCACAUCUCUCAUGGUGGCAGCCGUUGGUGGACACAUGGAUGUGAUGCGCGCAUUAGUUGAAGGCGGGGCUGACGUCAGAGCUGUGGACGACCAGGGAUUGAGUGCACUUCUCAAUGCAGUGAAGGGGAACUUCGGUGAUGCCGCCUCCUACCUGGUGGAGAAAGGCGCGGAUGCAAACGACGUUUAUGUGGACGAGGGAGGGGAUCGGCACUCUCUGCUGAUGGACGCUAUUAUCGUUGAGAACGUUCCCUUCGCGGAGCUGUUGGUCAAGCACGGCGCGGACGUGAAUGUGACGGACGAGCAGGGCGUGACAACCUUGAUACAGGCGGCCCACAGAGGCAUGUUGGUGAUCUGCGAGCUGGUCGUGGAGAAGGGUGUUGAUGUUGCUGCGAAAUCUGAUGAUGGUAUCACAGCUCUCAUCGCUGCCGCUAGCGAGGGACACGCGGGCAUCGUGGAGCUUUUGCUGGGGAAGGCUAAAGCAGAUCCUGACGCCAAAGACAAGGACGGCACAACGGCCCUGAUGGCAGCAUCCGUGCGAGGGCACAAGGAUGUGGUCGAUGCCUUGCUGCGACAUGGCGCGAACGUCGACCAGCAAAAUCUGGAUGGUCACACGGCCCUGAUGUUUGCUUACAACGGAAGAAACCAGGUGGCAGCAUUGCUGUCUCGAUACUUAGAGUACGUGGGAGGCAAAGAGGAUGACGGGAACGCUAAGAUUAUCCAGGAUUCGCUUCAGGUGCACACGAACAUUAUCGCUGCUCUCCAGGCCGCGGGUGCAGAUCCGGGACUUCUCGACACCAACGGCAACUCAGCCCAAGACUUUGAGUCUCAACACCCUGCAGGGCACGAAACAGAAGGAGGAGCGAGUGGAGCAGGGCGAUUGGAGCCCCCAAGAGCUAGGCCAGCGGUACCACCAACGGGGGACAGGAAUGAGCUAUAGAGCUUGGGGUCAACGGACAAUCGAAUGAGCUGCUUAGAGCUAGCUUCAGGGUUGGGUUCCGGGGUAGACGUGGUUCGUAGUGGGAUAAGAUUUUGGAGCGUGGUGUUAGUUAGGGG
Molecule: messenger RNA, 3031 nt
Organism: Ectocarpus sp. CCAP 1310/34
Lineage: Eukaryota; Phaeophyceae; Ectocarpales; Ectocarpaceae
Source: the annotation of a GenBank genome assembly